Trichoplusia ni (cabbage looper) is the source of this 2159-nucleotide messenger RNA. RefSeq lists its product as uncharacterized. Gene Ontology annotation, biological process: glutathione metabolic process. The transcript is spliced from 13 exons. The coding region runs from base 93 to 2060 and encodes 655 amino acids. NCBI's taxonomy places the organism in Eukaryota, Metazoa, Arthropoda, Insecta, Lepidoptera, Noctuidae. The record is from RefSeq and is a predicted model, not a curated record. Gene Ontology annotation, molecular function: glutathione transferase activity.
CACGUAGCUCGUGUGUUUUACUGUUCCAUAGAUUUUUUGCCAGUCAGCCGUCGUUCAAUUGUUGAUAUAAAAAUUUCUCUCCCAGAUUCAAAAUGGCAAUAGAUCUAUAUCGAACCGAAGCAUCCGCUUCAUGCACAACAGUGCAGCUAGUGGCUGCGGCUUUAGACCUCAAAUUGAACCUCAUCGAUUUGGAUAUGCAAGGCUCAGACCACCUUAAACCGGAAUUCCUCAAGAUGAACCCUCAACACACUAUCCCAACCAUAGUGGAUGACGGGUUCGCCUUGUGGGAGUCCCGGGCUAUUGCCAGGUACUUGGUCAACAAGUAUGGCAAAGACAGCACCCUGUAUCCCACGGAUAUCAAACUCAGAGCUUUAGUCGACCAACGACUCGACUUUGAUUUGGGAACCUUGUAUACCAGAUUUGCUCAGUUUCUUUUUCCUCAAUUUAUGGGAGCACCGGCCGAUGAAGCUCUAGGGAAGAAGCUUGAUGGAGCUCUUGAGGUCCUGAACGCGCUCCUGGAAGGCAACGUGUAUGCCGUCGGGAAGCACCUCACCAUCGCGGACUUGAGUCUCGUCUCCACCGUGUCCUAUCUGGAAGCUGCUGGCAUCAGCCUGAAAGAAUAUCCUAAUCUUUUGAAGUGGUAUGAUCUAGUAAAAUCGUCGGCACCACAGUAUGAAGAAUUAACCGAAAAACCGAAAGCUCUCGUGAGAGAUUUGUUCGCUAAAAUAAAGGCUAAACAGGCGUCGUUGCAGCUAGUGGCUGCGGCUUUAGACCUCAAAUUAAACCUCAUCGAUUUGGAUAUGCAAGGCUCAGACCACCUUAAACCGGAAUUUCUCAAGAUGAACCCUCAACACACGAUACCUACCAUAGUGGAUGAUGGGUUCGCCUUGUGGGAAUCCCGGACCAUCGCCAGGCACUUGGUCAACAAGUAUGGUAAAGACAGCACCCUGUAUCCCACGGAUGUCAAACUCAGAGCUUUGGUCGACCAGAGACUAGACUUUGAUUUGGGAACCUUGUAUACCAGAUUUGCGCAGUUUCUUUAUCCUCAAGUCAUGGGAGCUCCAGCCGAUGAAGCUCUAGGGAAGAAACUUGAUGGAGCUCUUGAGGUCCUGAACGCGCUCCUGGAAGGCAACGUGUAUGCCGUCGGGAAGCACCUCACCAUCGCGGACUUGAGUCUCGUCUCCACCGUGUCCUAUCUGGAAGCUGCUGACAUCAGCCUGAAAGAAUACCCUAAUCUUUUGAAAUGGUACGAUCUAGUCAAAUCAUCGGCACCGCAAUAUAAAGAACUACUAGAAAGACCUAAAGCUCUACUGCGUAAGAGAAUCGAUCACAGGGUAAGCUACGCUGUUUCGGAAGACACGUUAAAUUGUGGGUCCCGGUUGCUAUUCAGACAUUUUGCCAGUCGUUACAGAUUCAAAAUGACGAUAGAUCUAUAUCAAUACCUCGCAUCCCCCCCAUGCACCACGGUGCGCCUGGUGGCUGCGGCUCUAGACCUCGACUUGAACAUCAUCGAUCUGAAAGUAGCUGGAGAACAACACAAAACAGAAUUCCUUAAGAUUAACCCUCAACACACUGCACCAACCAUAUCGGAUGACGGGUUCGCCUUGUGGGAGUCCCGAGCCAUCGCCAGGUACUUGGUCAACAAGUAUGGCAAAAACAGCACCCUGUACCCCACGGAUGUCAAACUCAGAGCUUUAGUCGACCAGAGACUUGACUUCGAUUUGGGAACCUUGUAUAGCAGAACGUUGCAGUAUAUCAUGCCUAAAUUCUCGGGAGCUCCCUUGGAUGAAUCACUGAAGAAGAAGUUUGAAGACGCACUGGCUGUGUUCGAGGCACUCCUGGCAGGCAGCGUCUAUGCCGUCGGAGACCACCUCACUAUUGCAGACCUUUGUUUCGCCUCCACCGUCUCCACGAUAGAAGCUUGUGACAUCAGCUUAAAAGAAUAUCCUAAUAUUUUAAAGUGGUAUGAUCUAGUAAAAUCGACGGCACCAAAAUAUGAAGAAGUGACUGGCAAAGCUUGUGAAGCACUCCGAGGAAUCGUGGCCGAGAAGACUAAAUAGGAGUCGUAAAGAUCCGCAACAGUACCAAGAUCUGUGCUUUAUAAUCAUAAUAAUUAUGUUAUACCUACGUUAUUAAAUAAAAUAGUGAUGUACACUUAA